Molecule: messenger RNA, 937 nt
Organism: Aspergillus saccharolyticus JOP 1030-1
Lineage: Eukaryota; Fungi; Ascomycota; Eurotiomycetes; Eurotiales; Aspergillaceae
Exons: 1
Coding region: 106-465 (119 amino acids)
Source: RefSeq, a predicted model, not a curated record
GUGAGGACUUUCACACAGAAAAGUAGCCCGCCCACAUCCAUCUUCCUCACUCCUCCAAGCCUCACUACUGCCUAAGCCCCAAGUGCCAUCAUCAAGAUCUUCGCUAUGGCUCCUCAGUACCCUGACCUGAGAGAUAUCAACCAUUUCCCCGGCUUUGCCGGCAUUCCCACCGAAAACCUUGACACCGGAGUCAUCACUCCUGGAACAGAUGGCUGCCUUCUUCUAGAGAUCGUUGCUUUCGAAACAUCACCGACCCUCGUGGUUGGUACCCGCAGCAAGGACCUCCACCUCGUCACCCUGCGAUUCGAAGGGGAGGACCAAGGUAGGGCUCUCGCUCAGUCUCCGCAUCUGAAGGUCGGACAUACCAUCGCUAUCCUGCACGCUCGUAAGCACCAGUUCGGCCAUCAAGUUUACGGGAUUCGUCUCUACAACUAUCGCUCACUCAAGGUAUUCGCUGAAGCCUGACUGUGCUCUGUCACCUCUCAAUCCAUUUUUACUGACCUCACUGUAAUCCAGAUUCUCCCGGGGGGCUUGGAUGAGAUUCUCCAUCUGAGUGACGAAUUGCGAGCCUGGCCUCUGAACUUCGCUCCCCAUCAGAAGUGCCACUGGUGUGCCGCUGAGACUGACACGAUUAUAACCUGCAACGGCUGCGGCGUUAUCGGAUACUGCGGCACUGUAAGUAACCUCCUUUCUAGACUGGAUUGAAUUUGUCGAGACAAGAAGCUUGCUAAUGCCGGACUAGGCUUGCCAGCUCGCCAGCUGGAACAUUCGCAAUCACAAGGAGAUGUGCAAGGUUGUUGGCGAUCAGAACUUCCGUUCCCUCAUGGUUGAGAUGGCGUAUGAGGAAGCCUGAGUCGAGCACUCUCACUCUGAAAGAAGGAGCUUGAGGUUGAAGUCAAUUCCCGUAUCAUGUCUCGGUGGUUGAGCUCGGGCAAUA